Scleropages formosus (Asian bonytongue) is the source of this 1249-nucleotide messenger RNA. It is a transcript of the gene ubxn2a, whose product is annotated as UBX domain protein 2A. Gene Ontology annotation, biological process: autophagosome assembly; Golgi organization; proteasome-mediated ubiquitin-dependent protein catabolic process. The record is from RefSeq and is a predicted model, not a curated record. Gene Ontology annotation, molecular function: ubiquitin binding. Gene Ontology annotation, cellular component: nucleus; cytosol. The transcript has 7 exons. NCBI's taxonomy places the organism in Eukaryota, Metazoa, Chordata, Actinopteri, Osteoglossiformes, Osteoglossidae. Bases 84 to 833 code for a protein of 249 amino acids.
AGAACGUCACAGGCACGAACUUCACAGGCAGCAGCGCAUCUGCAGGACGGAGAGACAAAAACAGAUGGAAAAAACCACGUACCAUGAAAGACAUUGACACAAGAGAAAGACCCAAAGAAGAAGACUGGUCCAAUGAUGCUGGCAAUGGCGAAGAGGAGGCAUCCAUUAGGCGCAGUUUCUCUGUAGAAGAUCUGCUUGAUGAGGUUGAGAAGAUAGGCAGUGUCUCCACGGGUGACAGAAAGGUUGAGAUUGUGGUGAGGCUGUGGAAGAAUGGCUUCACCGUAAAUGAUGGAGAACUGCGGAGUUACACUGAGGAUGAAAAUCAACAGUUCCUUGAGGCUAUUAAACGUGGGGAACUGCCUUCUGAGCUGGAGAGAGCUGCUGAGGAUGAGGAACUGGAGGUGAAUGUGGAGGACCUGAAGGAGGAAAUAUACGUACCCAGGAAGAAGAGUUUCCACCCUUUCACUGGUCGAGGGUACAGACUGGGCAGUGUGGCACCCAGAGUUAUAGCAAGAUCUCCAUCGGUGCAUGACGAGAGCCAGACACCUCCUGUCCCAACAGUUUCUGUGAAUGACACACAGCCAGUCACUAGUCUUCAGAUCUGGCUGGCAGAUGGACGAAGACUUGUGCAGAAGUUCAACCUGUCUCACAGGAUCAGUGAUGUCCAGGACUUUGUGCAGCAGUCCCAGAGGACUGCAUCACCCUUCAUCCUCACAACGUCCCUCCCAUUCCGCGAGCUAAGACAGCAGGAGCUGAGUUUGCAGGAGGCCGACCUGACCAAUGCCGUCAUUGUCCAGAGGCCCUUGCAGCCGCCCUCGGACGCUCAGAGCUGAGGAGAUCGAAGCUCCCAAAACACUGUAAUGACACCGCAGAACUGCCACGGUCCUCAGAUGAAACCUUGCUGCUCUAAUAACCAUAAGUUUACCAGCUCUUGCAUUAAAAAAACUUCUUUAUAUGCACAAUGCCAGUUCUUCCCCAUACUUGAUAUGCACAGAAACAAGAAGCUUUGACACACUGCCUGUAUGUACAAUACUUCAGUGUACUGAUGCAAAAUCAUCUUCAUGAUAAUGAUCAUUUCAAACCUUUGGAGAUAUUUUUAACGGAUGCUGCCGAAUGGCAAAUUUGCCUUUGGUUUGAAUUGGUUAAAGAGUUACCAGCUCCAAUUCUAAUUCACCAAAAUACACUCCUCAAAAAAAUUAAAGGAACACUUUUUAAUCAGAGUAUAGCAUCAAGUCAAUUAAACUCCCGG